UUGCUUACUAUGUCUUUGGCUGACACAACAAAAGCACACACAGAUGGGCAUUUCCCCAGCCUGGCGUCAGGGAGCAACGGGAAGUCUGCGGAAGGCAGGAGUGACCCAGAUGCUGGCCGUUUGUCCAGGAACAGCAGGACUUCCAGCGGGAGUGUGGAUUACAGCACGUCUCAGUGCUCCUACGGAAGCUUAGCCUCUCAGUGUGACUAUUCUGAAGACUUUCUCUCCGAAUGCUCCGAACCAGCCAUCACUGUCAGUAACCAGUAUUACUCAGAGCAGAAUUCGAUAAAAGAAAAGAAGAAAAAGUAUACCACUUAUAAAAUCCCCCAGCCUAAAGGCCUGAAGGACAUCCCAGUUGAGAAAACCCACACAUGGAAUUCAUCAUUUCUCAAUUCUCAAAUCCGUACGAUUGACAAAAGAAGAGACACCAUGACACACCGAAUACUCUCAGCCCGGCUUCAUAAAAUUAAAGAGCUGAAGAAUGAAUUAGCUGACAUCCAUCGGAAACUGGAAGCCAUUGUCAUAGAAAACCAAUUUUUGGAACAACUUCAGUUUUGGCACUUGAAAGCUAUAGGCAAAUAUGUGAACUCACAAAAUAAUCUCCCUCAAAUCACAAUUAAACACCAGAAUGAGGUGAAAAACUUAAGGCAGCUCCUUAGGAAAUCCCAGGAGAAGGAGCAAACUGUGUCUCGGAAACUCCGCGAUAUGGACAGUGAGUUACUGAGGACCAAGGAUGCCCUACAGGCCCUACAGAAACUUUCUGAAGACAAAAAUCUUGCAGAAAGGGAAGAACUGACUCACAGAUUGACUGUUGUUAUGGCCAAAAUGGAGACAAACAACAAAAAAAUACAGAACUUGGAAAAGCAACUGAGGUUGAACAAUCGAUCCUUUGGUCGACAGCUGGCCAAAGAAAAUCGCAAGACGUUAGCAGCGCAGACAGCUACGAAGACGCUGCAGGGGGAGGUGAAACAGCUGCAGCAGAAGCUUAAGGAAAAGGAUCAUGAGCUUGAAAUUAAAAACAUCUACAGUAAUCGAAUACUUAAAAACUUACAUGAAAAAGAUGAUUACCCAAAAGUUUAUUCAACAAAAUCAGUGCAAGUGGACAGAAAAAGUUUGCCAUUUAUAAACACAAGACACCAGGAAGGCCAAAAGUCAGACGUCCCAUCUUGGACAGCUAAGGGUAAAAUGACAACAGGAAACAUUGGUCAUAAGGAAAAAGUGAUGGAAAAAAACCACGCAAUUGCUUAUUGUAUCAGUAAACUACCAAAGCAAGAGGAGUCUAAGACAAAAUACAAAGGUAAUUUAAGAGCUCCAACUAUGGAGCCUCUGGGCUCGGCUCCCGGCUGUGCCACCUCCAGCUCCCCGCACCCCGCACCCCGCACCCCGUUUAACCCGCCCGGCCUGUUCUUCCCAGUAGAUUUCACUAAGGAAGCGGAGCGUCCCAGGCCGCCGGCCCCCCUGGACAGCCUCCGGAGGCCCGAGAGGCAGGAGCGGGAGGACGCCGACAGCCCGCGCCCCGCGCCGGAACCCGAGCCCGAACCCGAACCCGAGCCCGAGCCGGACCCCGAACCCGAGCCGCAGCCCGAGAGCCGCGACCCGGAGCCGGACGCCGAACCCUGCGCGCCGCGCCGACCGCGGAAGCACUACGCGUUCAGCGAGGCCACCGAGAACCUGCACCACGGGCUGCCCACGGCGUCCGCCAGACCGCGCUGCCGCCACGGGGGCCCGCACCGCGCCGAGGGCUACGAGCCGUCCUUCCGCCUCGCCCCGGCCUCGGCCGGCAACGCCUUCGGGGACUCGCGGGCCACCGGGGGCCAGGUCGUGCGGGCCUCGCCGGAGGGCAAGCGGAAGGCGGCCAGCUGA
Nannospalax galili (Upper Galilee mountains blind mole rat) is the source of this 1863-nucleotide messenger RNA. It is a transcript of the gene Lca5l, whose product is annotated as lebercilin LCA5 like. Gene Ontology annotation, biological process: intraciliary transport. NCBI's taxonomy places the organism in Eukaryota, Metazoa, Chordata, Mammalia, Rodentia, Spalacidae. The transcript is spliced from 8 exons. The record is from RefSeq and is a predicted model, not a curated record. Gene Ontology annotation, cellular component: axoneme. The coding region runs from base 10 to 1863 and encodes 617 amino acids.